Durusdinium trenchii is the source of this 1158-nucleotide messenger RNA. The record is from the annotation of a GenBank genome assembly. Lineage: Eukaryota; Dinophyceae; Suessiales; Symbiodiniaceae.
AUGCUUCACACGGCAACGAAAGUGGAACAAGUGGGAUCUUCAAGCUUUCCAGUUCACUCCAAAUGGCACCACGUGGAGAUAGUGACGUGCGUGACCGGCGGCAAAGAUGUGGUCGUUGCAGAUUUUCCAAUGUAUCGGCUUUUUCGCGCCACAACUCCGCUUCCAAUUCUGCACAAUGUUUGUGAAGAUGUGAAAUGGGAGGGCAUCGAUUUUCGCCUUCGCAAAUACGAGCAGUUCUUCCGCGAGCUUGUGCGUGCAAACAGCCGAAAGGACAUCCUUUACAUGGUAGUGGAUGGCCUGGAUGUGUUCUUCAACGACGUCAGCCAGGUUGCAAGCCCUCGAACACCGACCGAGGCUGUUGCCAAAGAAGACCUUGCUGGUGUGACAGGACGGCUUAUUGCUGAGCGGUAUGAGGCUCUUGCAAGUGGCCCAGCUCCUCGUGCAAUCAUCAUGUCCACAGAGCGACUUUGCGGCUGGGGUGGUGCCAAGUUCUGCUCCAUAGAGGACGAAGCCAGAUACCCGGAGGCUCCUACUGACUCCAAAUACCUCAAUGCUGGAGGAUACAUUGGGCCUGCAGAGGCUUUGCAGGACAUGAUCUCUGCUGUGCUGCGUAUGAAGAGCACAGCGACUGGAGAGCACCGCCAGAAAGGUCAGCUGUCAGACCAGUAUUUCUUCAAGUUGUACUUCUGGGACCACCAGGACAAAAUCGCCUUGGACUACCACCAGUUGAUCUUUGGGAAUUUUCUUGAGAUUGCCAACCGACCAUGUGAGAGUGACUGGGCUCCUGUGUGUGCUGUCAAGCCUUGCUGCACCGAGAGCGACAACUUUCGAAGGUUCCAUCAGCUGUUCUUCAGUCGGUACAAGGUGAAAGGGUGUGCCGUGUGGCGAGAGAACAACUUGCCGAUCUCCUGGCAUGGCAAUGGGGCUGGCAAGUGGCUCUACCUUCUGGCCCUCGACCAAUUGUCCCUGCGAUGCGGCCCUGCUGCCAAUGUGACCAGGGCACAAAUGCCAGAGCAGAUGAUGGCCGACCUGUUUGAGAAGUAUGACAGCCGGUCCCAGAACGAAGGCAGCAACUGGCCUGGAGGUUUCCUCACAAGUGUCAGCAGUCACUUCAUCGAGGAGUCAGGUGGGAGUGAGCUUCCGGCCGAAUGUAGCUGA